UUCGUGUAAACGGAAUGGGGUGUGUUUAAUCCCUUAUGUAAGUAGUCUAACUGAAUUGUAAACACUUCUGUUUGGGUUGUGAAUUGGGAAAGCGUUUUCUCUUUUAGUCCAGCUUACUAGGUGCUUUUACUUUGAAGCCUACUCAUUUAUGUUUCCGGUUAAUCCUACUUGCGGAUCCGUUUCUGUCGACAGAUGGCGCUGCAGCCCAAAACAAAUAAAACACAAACGUGAACUCAAAGUUCUCACGUAGACUAAAUCCUACAGCAUGUAUCCUGUUGAUCUGCCGCCGGUGGAGGACACUGAACUGACAUCUGCGUCUGAACUUUACCUGACGUCUUUAAACGCAACACCUUGCGUUGAUUGGUUUCAGUCAUCCCAACAAUUACAGGUUGCCAUAACGACAGCCAGUGUAAGCCAGCUGCAGCUGUUUGAGGACGACCACCCUGCCUGUGCGGUGCUGGCGCUUCAUCCUCCUGAUGAUCAAACACAAGUCGUGGCUUUGUACCUGCACGAGAAAUGGUGGCGUUUGGAUGACGUGCUGCGAACAUCCAUCGGAUCCAGGAGUGGUUUUAUACCCGUGCAGUCGGUUGUAGAAAGGGUGAUCGUGUUCCUUCUCAGUCGGGUUGUGGAGAGGCCUCCUUCACCCGGGGAGGCGUCGUUCUCCUUGCACCCCCGCACAGAAAGCUGCAAACUGCUGUGGAGGGACAAGCAGGCGGUCGGCUUCUACACCAUCAAGCACAAAGGCAGCCUGUGUGACAGCUGGAGCAGCUGCUGCUACCUGCUUCCCGUCCUGGACACACUGCUGGUGAGAAGAAGCUGCAGGAGGAGAGGCUUCGGCCUGCAGAUCCUGGAGGAUUUCUGCUCAAUGUUUUCCUCGGAGGAGUUCCUCGGAGUCAGCUCUCCUUUAUCACCUAGCAUGGCAGCAGUGGUCAGGAGGUUCCUGCUCCAGCACCAGGAGCACCGGGAGCGUCUGUAUGAGGUGGAGGCUCCAGGAGGCUGGACUCAGAGACAGAACAUCUGGCUUAACAUCCAGCUGGGCCGUUACUCAUUCCACCAGGAGGGUGAAGACUUGACCUCGCCGGUCACCUGUAACACGAACGCUCCCCAGACCGAACGUUGGGAUGCGAAACAGGGAGAACACUCCCUGAUCGGCACAAGCUGUGGGACAGGAUGUUUUUCAGCGGCCCGUGCUGAAGAUCUGGACUUGAAUCCUCCCAGGCCCACAGUUAUGAAAGGAACUGUGAAAUCCAAGAGUGUUUUAUCAGAAAAGCACAGCGGAGAGAGCUCAGAGGAAAUGCAAAAGAGCUGCAAAAGAGCCAAAAGAACAUGAGGCGAGCUGUGCACGUUGUGCAACGUCUGACCCAGAGGAAACUGGUCGUGCACUUGAGUGAUCUACAGCCGCAUAAAUCCUACAGGAGCUUCAGACCAUAAGGAGACGAGUUUGGUGCAUACAUGGACGUAAUUUUCAGUUUAAAAGUGGGGGGGCCCCGGGGGGGGGCCCCGGUAUGUUCUAACGGGAAACAGGCUUCAACACAAACUGUUGUUUUCCACUUGGUCCUAGAGCUCAACCAGUGUCAAUUUAAUAUAGUGUAAUACUGUUUUUGGAUGGUAAAAAGUGCAGGGGUCAAAACUUGACUUUGGAAAAAGUGGGGGGGGGGGGGCAUGUCCCCCCUGUCCCCCCCAAAAAUUACGUCCAUGGGUGCAUAUUGUUUUAAUACAUAAGAAGCAUUACACUCAGUCACUGUGAACUACUUUUCCUCUCUA
Nothobranchius furzeri (turquoise killifish) is the source of this 1764-nucleotide messenger RNA. It is a transcript of the gene fam169b, whose product is annotated as family with sequence similarity 169 member B. The record is from RefSeq and is a predicted model, not a curated record. Lineage: Eukaryota; Metazoa; Chordata; Actinopteri; Cyprinodontiformes; Nothobranchiidae.